AUGCCCACAGACGGCUUCCGGCAGUUCACUUCACUCUUCCGAAAAAAUGUCCUAGUCAAAAGCCGCCGGCCAUGUGCGACCUUCUUCGAGAUGGCUCUGCCCCUCGUACUCUUCGCACUGCUGGUGUACGUCCGCUCUGUGUACGAGCCCGUUACGGUUGGUCCAAACUACUACAGGAACAAUUUGCUGACGCCUAUCGGCUCCUCCUUCAUGGGCGAGGCUCUGGACUCGAAGGCACUUACGGACAACAACGCGAGCCGCAGGCAGUGGGAGGACACGCAGAGAAACCCAUUUCCGCAGGAGUCGAUCCUCAUGCAGGUGGCUGAGGACGCCCUCUGCUCCGAUAGCCUCGCUGGACCUGCCGCUGAUGCCUUAGAAGUGGUCCUGGCCCUGCCUGCUGGGGAAGCAGACCUCGCGCAGGCCCUGCUGCGUCUGGACCCGGUUGCCGCGGCCGACGACGCGACUUCCUUCCUGGACGAAGCGCGGCGCUUUGCUCAGAGCGGCGAGCUGGCGCGGAAUUCGAAUCAAUUGCGGGCAGACUUUUUCGACGCCAACCUCGACGUCACGGUGACGCAGGUGGCGCAGAGGCUCCAGAGCGAGAUCGACCAGCUAAAUCCGCUGUUGAGCGAUCCGGAUGGAGCGGCCAAAGCGGGGUUCACCUGUGCCGAGGUCAUUUUCUGCGAGAUUUUUCCAAAGCUUGCUGACGAACGAAGGUCCGGCGGCGACAGCCUGAACGACAUCGCCCAGAACGUCACCCAGGACUUUCCCAACGUCACGGGCGCCCUCGCGCAGUUUCUGGGAAACUUGACCCAGGCGGUGUACAGCCCUGUACAGCUCUAUGCCUUGUCUCGGCUGGGCCUGGACCCGACCACGGCCCUGCCGAUCCUCGCCGGGCUGGGUCUCUCCGGAGCCAACUUGGGCCCGGGCUUGGGUAUUGAGUAUGGCGGGUGGGCGGUUCUGGGCGGUUUGGGCUUUGCCCACGAGCUUCGUGGGGAAGGCCUGGGCCUUCGUGGGCAAGGCCCAAACUUCGUGGGCAAGGCAUGGAAUGCUGUCUGCAGUAGAUUGCCGAUGCAGACUGCUGUGACAAGAGAGAUUUUUGAGGCCUUGAAAGCAUCCAACUUCGCGAGCGUACCUCCCGACAUGCAUCGGUUCCUGUCCGAUGUGAUGGGCAUGUUCUCGUCAACAUAUAACGAAGAGGCAUUCGGCGAGAUGCGAGGCAUGGAGUCCAGAGAGAACAAGGCUCAUGCCAUGCCGAAUGCAGACAUCUGGCAAUCUGCGAGCCACUCUGGUGUCCGGGGUCGCUUCGGGCAUCGCGAAGUGGCUGUCGACGACUCGCAAGAAGAUCCAAGGCUGCCAGAAUCCCUGUAUCACACCAAGGGCCUGGCACCGACGAUGGAGAACAUGUUCGUGGUGAACUGCUUUCUGUGUUUCAAGCUGCUUCGCCACACAAUGCAGUGCAGCAAGCGGGUGGCCGAGAGCUGCUCGCAUGACCCAGCCCCAGUAUGGGGCUGCGACGUGGGCGGCGGCUUCGAGUGCUUUGGAAAGGCCAAGUGGAAGAGCCUGGCAAGCCAGAAGCUCACGCAGUCGGCCCUUUUGACGGGGAUCGCGAAUGCCUCCUUGGAGGAGAUUGAGACAGAGAUCAUCCCUGGUGACCCGGCCAUCACGAGCUUCGGGGAUCUCAUCGCCCUGACCCAUGAGCCGAUUGUUCUCCAGACGUACGCAUCAGAGGUAAUCGAGUGGUACCCUUGCAAUGUGGAUGUGGUGCUGGAUCAGAUCUGGGAGUCGCACCGGGCCAUUUUAAUUGCGAUGUCCAUUCUACCGGACUGUGGUGCGGGACUUCGCCGGAGGCAGGGCUUCUGCGCAUGA
Symbiodinium sp. CCMP2592 is the source of this 1866-nucleotide messenger RNA. Lineage: Eukaryota; Dinophyceae; Suessiales; Symbiodiniaceae. The record is from the annotation of a GenBank genome assembly.